UCACAUAACAAACGUGUUGAAUUGUUGCUACUGGUGAAAACGUCUGCAUGUUGUUGUGGUGUCAUGAACAUAACCUAGCUUUUACAAUGGUAACAUAAUUUGUAUUCAAAGAAAUAACUAAAUUUUUGUAUGGAGUAAAUUUUUGUAUGAAAUGAUAUAUAUGUUUAAUAUUUAUAGUAUAGUGAAUUAUAUCAAGAGUGGAUGUAAAUUUUCGAAAGCAGUGCGUCUUUUUAGUAGUAGUGACACUGAAAAAUUAUUAAAUAUAAUAUCAAAAAUGCCUAAAAAUACUACACACACUGUAGCCUUGAAGAAACAUCGACAAAAAUUAAAGGAAAAGGGUCAAAAGUAUGCUCCUGGUACAGUUACCCUUCAGGUACUUGGCAGUGGAGCAAUUGGAGCACCAAGAUCUUUAUAUGUGUUUACUGAUCAGUCAAGGUACCUGUUUAAUUGCGGAGAAGGCACCCAACGUUUAGCCCACGAACACAAGAUGAAACUGUCUAAACUAGAGCACAUUUUUGUAACUCACCCGAGCUGGGAUAAUAUUGGUGGCCUUCCUGGUGUAUCUCUGACUAUACAGGAUGUUGGGGUUCCUCAGAUAACCAUUCAUGGACCACAGGGCACUGACGAGAUAUUUGUGGCAACACGCAAGUUUGUGGUUUUGAGGCACUUAGUCAUCAAGAUGGCUUCAUGUGACAAGAACUCUAGGUUUGAAGACAAUGUAAUGAAGGUCCAAUAUGUGCCUCUGUAUACUCCAGCUGCCAAGAGGUGGCUAGCCACUCCUGCUUCUGAGAGGUCUCCGCCAAGAACCCCAGAGUUGGUAUUGGGCUCUGAGGACUCUACAGACGAUGAUGUGGACUACUACUCGUACUGGCAAACUGGGUCCCGGCCAUGUUCUCCUGACCGUGAUGGCAGUCCUGGGCGUAAAAAGAAACGCAGACAUUUGUCACCAGAGUCACGGGCAGGGAGAGAUGACCGGCCACCCCCUGGCAGUACCAGUAUGGCGUAUGUUUGUCGCCUCAAUGAUCGGCCCGGUACGCUGAACCUGCAGGCUUGUGUGACCCACGGCGUACCUCCUGGUCCACUCCUUGGAAAACUUAAGGCAGGGGAAGAUGUGACCCUGGCUAAUGGCACAGUUGUACGCUCUAAGGACGUUACCUCCCCUGAUGAACCCGGGCCUGUAUUCAUCGUUUUGGAGUGCCCUACUGAAGAAUUCUUGGAUAGUUUAGAAGAGGAGGAAAUGUUCAAGCAACAUCAAGCCAGUUGUACUGACUUAAACAAUACAGCCUAUCUCGUUGUUCAUUUCACUCCUCCUCAUAUCAUGGCCAAUCCAAGGUACCAAGGUUGGAUGUCCAAAUUCUCGCCCAGUACUCACCACCUGGUGCUCAAUUCCAGUAAUCAUUGUAUGGGCAGUGUAGCAGUACACAGGAUACAGCACAAGCUACACUUGCUGGACCAGCAGAUGUUCCCACUGCUGGGUGACCAAGGCAUUCCUCUUGUUGCUGGGCAUUGUUCCACCAAGGCAAUGGAAGUGAAUGGAGUGGACGACAUCAAAAAAUUAUUCUCCAUCAUUAAAGGCAACACCAUCACCAAUAUUUCUCUUCGUCCUCAGAGGAUUCUUGACAGUUCCUCCAAGCUGGUGCUAGAGCCUGAGGUGUACCGACAGGAAACCCUGGCUGUUGAAGGGUUCCCGGAGGCUCUGAGAAGUCUCAAGGAGCAACUAACAUCGAUAGAAGACAACCAGAGAGAGUUCCCUCAGGUUGUGUUCUUGGGCACAGGAUCUUGUAUACCCAAUAAGACUCGAAAUACAAGUGGCAUUCUCAUACAUCUCAGUGACACCAUCUCCAUGAUAGUGGAUUGUGGUGAGGCAACGUACGGUCAGCUAGUGCGGCUAUAUGGCCAAGCCCGUGCAGAUGACGUUUUACGCAACUUGCGUGCUAUCUACGUCUCGCAUCUGCACGCUGACCACCACAUAGGGUUGGUAGGACUGCUGAAGGCACGGAUGCGUCUGGGUGGGUUGGCGGUCUUGUACCUGCUAGCCCCUCGACAGAUACGACCUUGGCUGCACACUUACCACCGUCACUUUGAGCCCAUUCUUCCCUCCUUGCAACUGAUACCCAAUGGUGAACUGCUAUACAACGACUGCACAUUAGAAGACGCUACCAUGAGUCAGCUACUGGAGUCCGUGGGUUUGACACAAGUCCAGACAUGUUAUGUCAAGCAUUGCCCUAACGCGUUUGGCAUUGCCCUAACACAUCCUGAUGGUUGGAAGAUCACAUACUCCGGGGACACAAUGCCUAGUGAUGACCUCAUCAAGCUGGGUAAGGACAGUGAUUUGCUGAUUCAUGAGGCUACAAUGGAGGAUGACUUGGAGGGCGAAGCAAGGCUGAAGAUGCACUCUACUACAAGCCAAGCCGUACAGGUUGGGCGACAGAUGGCUGCCCGCUUUACUCUCCUCACACACUUCAGCCAACGGUACGCUAAAGUGCCCAUCUUCAGCGACAGCUUCACCGCCAAUGUUGGGAUUGCCUUUGACAACAUGCAGGUGCGCCUGAGUGACCUGCCCAAGUUGCCUCUUAUGUACUCUGCUCUGAAACUGAUGUUUGCUGAACAUUACGAGGAGAUGGAGUUGAAAGCUAUCAAACGCCAACUGCAGCAGGAGCGGGAACUGACCAGAGUCUCAACGUAACAAAUAACCAUUGUAUAAUAUGUUAACAAUACACUUAGCAUUUUUGUACAGAU
Molecule: messenger RNA, 2739 nt
Organism: Homalodisca vitripennis (glassy-winged sharpshooter)
Lineage: Eukaryota; Metazoa; Arthropoda; Insecta; Hemiptera; Cicadellidae
Gene: RNaseZ
Product: ribonuclease Z, mitochondrial
Exons: 13
Coding region: 152-2686 (844 amino acids)
Biological process (GO): mitochondrial tRNA 3'-end processing
Cellular component (GO): mitochondrion
Molecular function (GO): 3'-tRNA processing endoribonuclease activity
Source: RefSeq, a predicted model, not a curated record